Molecule: messenger RNA, 3036 nt
Organism: Sycon ciliatum
Lineage: Eukaryota; Metazoa; Porifera; Calcarea; Leucosolenida; Sycettidae
Exons: 4
Coding region: 469-1971 (500 amino acids)
Source: RefSeq, a predicted model, not a curated record
AUGACCGGUUGACGUUUUCAACUUUUCCCUUCCAGUUGCAUCACGAACCGAGAUUGAGGGCCUGUCAGGACGAGAUGAUGUAGGGACCGAUUUGGUCUGACAGCAUUGGAAUAGUAUCGCAUUAGCAGUGAGUAGAUAGAAAGUUUGGCUAGUAGUGCUGGCUUCACACACCCAAAUUGGCCUUCUGCUUGACAGGGAACUCAGCAAAACCAUACAGAGAACUCGAGAGCAGGAGAUACAUGUAGGUCUUCAAACCAACACCGAGGUGCUGUCCUGCUUUCUCGCCAGUAACAGUUACGUCGUGUGACGUGUCGCGCACAACAGCCUGGCACUCUGCGUAUUUCCACUGACACUCAAGUAUCGAAAAGCCGAGGGCAUCGUCAAGUGGCAAACCAAAACCAGAGGCUUUUCUCACCGGAGUGCAGGUGCGUUCUGCCUGCUGAUUGCUUGUCCAUAUACACGUAGGCCAUGGAGGAUAAUGGUAUGAUGCCCGAACCCAGCUGCAAACCUCCUGCUCUUCCGCCGCGCACGCGAGUACCCUACCGACCGCUGAGAGCUCCGCCAUCACCACCAAUCCGACAUCGCCAUGCCAAACGCACCACCAACAUCAGAGAACCACUCCUGGGCCACGGUUGGACGAGCGGUAGCGGCUCCAGGCCACGCCGCCGCCCACUGCCGCGCCUUCCCGGAGCGCAGGAGCGCAUCGAGCUACACGAGUAUGCGACUCCGGAAAGCUCGGCUCCUCAGCGCGAGCCACCGGCACCACCAGAGCCGCGUAAACCCGGCUACUCGCCACCGAGCCAUGUCGCAAUGCCGACGAGACGACAUGAUGAAACCGGGCCUGGCUAUGGUCUACUGAGUGCAAUGCCACCUGGCAACAUUCGCCAGCCUCAAGUCAUAAGCCCGGCCGUUAAUAAAAAUGCUAGGGUUGCCACCCCUAAGCCGAGAGCAUACAAGAUGGGGUGUGAAGAGUUUGAUGAUCAGGAUCACCAAGGUGACGAAUCCCUUUGUGAAGAAAGAUCUCAGAUCAUUGUGGAGGAGACGCUAACGGCCGAGCCGGACACGGCGGCUGCACCAGUGACUCUGCCACUGGGCAGGAAGGCCACAUUCGUGACCAUCCUUUACGCCUGCUCGCUGGGGUUCCUCAUAGCGUCGCUGGUGCUGCAUUUGAUCGUCAAUAGUCGAUGUCAGCUGCAGAAUAUCAAGUCGGGCCUGGACUGUACCAACAUCACCACAGGACUGGUGACCAAUGCGGGUACCAUAACAACAGCCUAUCAGUGCUCGUGGCUAGGUCACGUGUGCUUCUCGCUGAUCAUGGUGACGAAAUACAUGUGGAUCUUUGAUAAGCCUGUGGCCAGAUCCAGUAUCUUCAGCCGUCUCAACAAGCUGCACCACUUCUGGACCUUUCUGAUAGUAAUGACAAUGGCGAUAACGUACGAAGUUUGGCAGUUUGCCCUGAGCAAUUACCAGCGACCGGUGGAGAUCGCAGACUCGUUCAACAUCGUCGUUUCCAUCAUCUGGGUUCUGUUGAAAUUGUCCGUGUUCAUCCUGAUGUGUAUUCUGAACUACACCCCCGAUCUGAAACCGAAUCUGAGCAGCUCCGUGCCGCGAUUUCUGUACAAGCUGAGCUUGUUUGUCUUUGCCGCGAUCCACUUCACGACGUUCCUCUCCCUCUCCGUGUUCAUCGUGCUCAAGCGCAUGCCGUCAGGGACCAAAAUACCGACGACCACCAGCACGGGGCAGAGCGACGGCGAGGAAAUACGUAAAGUCAUUGCGUUUGUGCUGCUCGUUGUCAACGCGGUUUUCCACGUCAAAAUGGUCGAGUUCUUUUCGGCGAAGGUCCUGUCGACCAAUAAAAACCUUCUGCACUUCGUCCACGAGGAAAUCUUCCAGAAUCGGCACAAGAUCAAUUCGCGAUAUUUCAGCGGCGUUCCGUAUCAGUCGUUGCAGACUUCUUCGUCCUAUCACUAGUCACUUCAAUCUGACGUUGUCUGUAGGUCUUUCAAGUCAUGGUACAGUCGUCCCUCUGUAAUCCAGCACUUUAUAAACCAGCACCCUCGAUAAACCAGCACAGUUUUCAGUAGCCAAAAUGUCCUCUUCAUGCACAUUGUGGCAUUAGAUCAGAUUUGUUAAUCCAGCACCCUUCCUAAUCCAGCAGAAUUUCCCUGGCACAAAUGGUGCCGGAUUACAGAGGGACCACUGUAUAUGUACAUGACAUACAUGAUUGUACUACUGUAUCAGUAUUGCACCGCACGUCAUUCUUGCACUUGCAACCAACAAACCUGCGCAUGUGUGUGUACACGCACACACGCACGCGCGCAUACGCACACACCUGUUUCCAUGAAACGUGUCAAGCGUCGGCCUGUGUUGUGCAAGAAAGUACUUGUACUGGCUAUGGACAAUAUUCCUCUGGUGAGGUCUUCACUUUUCAGUUUUCACUCUCCCCGGUUUCUGCCUAAGGAUGCCAGGCAAUCCCAGCACACACCGUAUUAUCCCCAAUACAUUACUACUGUAAUAGUGUACGUUUUCAAGUAUUUUUCAGGGAGACACAGUCAGCGUAAUCAGCCUGAAGAACAGAAUGCAAUGACUGUGUAGGCCCUCAGACUCCUCCCAGACAGGCAUCAGGUCCAACUAUGUCCACAAGUGUUUCCAUUGCCAUACAUUUUAUUAGCAAGAGUCCAUAACCCAAGAGUAUGCAACUGUGGUUAUGGGUGCAUGCGUGGCGCGCUGCCUUCAUUACGUAACUUGCCUUCAUCACGCUCUGAAAGCAUGCAUUCAAACUCUCAAUUUCUCGCACGAGCCCAUCCGUUUUUGCUCGAUUCGUUCCAGUACCUUCACAAUCUCUGAAUUCUGGCGCGUGAACUCCAGUUCCGUACGAAAGUUCAUUUCAAACUAGAGGGAAAUUGCGGUGUUUGAUUUUCCGCAGUGCGCGGACUGCAGCUGAAUGAUGUAAUGAAGGCAGCGCGCCGCGCGGUUGGCCCAUAGAAAAGAGAUCACAGUUGCAUACUCUUGGGUUAUGGACUCUUGAUAUUAGUU